Messenger RNA from Synchiropus splendidus (mandarinfish), 672 nucleotides. RefSeq names its product mitochondrial ribosomal protein S16 (gene mrps16). The coding region runs from base 161 to 565 and encodes 134 amino acids. Gene Ontology annotation, cellular component: mitochondrial small ribosomal subunit; ribosome. NCBI's taxonomy places the organism in Eukaryota, Metazoa, Chordata, Actinopteri, Syngnathiformes, Callionymidae. The transcript has 4 exons. The record is from RefSeq and is a predicted model, not a curated record. Gene Ontology annotation, biological process: mitochondrial translation. Gene Ontology annotation, molecular function: structural constituent of ribosome.
AACAUGUUCCUGGGUGAAGGAAGCUACGUCAUAUCCGGUGCAAACAUGUCUGCGCACUGACAAAAGUCACAUUCCUCACAAGUCGAAAUAAGCGCUGUUUUUUGUGGAUUUGUCCCGCGCAAGAUUUUGUCACGACAUCUGACGCCAUCAGAGCGGCAUCAUGGUUCAGUUAACCUCCCAGCUGCUCACAAAAUACCACAAGGGCCACGUCGUCAUCCGAAUGGCCCUUGCUGGCCACAAACAGGCCAACAGACCGUUUUAUCGCAUCGUGGCUGCUUUUAACAAACGAGCCCGGGACGGGAAAUACAUCGAGCAGCUGGGGACCUACGACCCCCUGCCCAACAUCCACAAUGAGAAGCUGGUCAGUUUCAACUUCGACAGGAUCAAGCACUGGAUCGGCUGCGGCGCUCACACAACAAAGCCUGUGGCCAAACUUCUAGGGCUGGCUGGGUUCUUUCCUCUACACCCCAUGACGAUAACAGGAGCGGAGCGUUGCAGAGCCAAAACAGAGCAAGAGGCCGCAGCAGACGCUGGAACAGAGCAGUCGGAGCCAGCUGAAGCAUGAUUGUUUGAACAGGACUCUUUUUCUUUAGUGUUUCCACUCAUUUCAUGAUGAUUAUCUGUAUGGUCAACAAAUAUUAAAGCCAGCGCUGGAUGCAGUGUUAUACUUCA